CAAACGACGAGAUAUGUGUGGUUCCUUUUUCACUGAAAUCUACCUAUCUUUGUACGACAGACCGGAAGAGUGUUACAGUAACGAUACAGUAUGUAUAGGACCAUAAGCAUGUAUACAUUGUAUAUAUCGGCGGAUAUGAUGGAAAUACAUCCGCUAGUAUCCACUAAUAUCCAAAGUAGUCAACGUUAGGUGUCCUUUAACUUAACGAGAACGUUAGCUAGCCGGCGAUAUUCCUAGCUACGUGUGCGCAUGUGCGUUGUGCCAUUGGUCGUAACGGCUUCAUCUUGACCGGAGAAGUUGAAGUGUGUAUCUUUGUAAAAAAGUUUCAGUUUGCGUAAAGUCACAGGCAAGAGGACUUCGGGGGGUAACAGAGACGUUAACGUGUAACAGGUGGCGCAGAAAAACAAAGAGGGCCACACUUUCAUUAGACGACGACGACGACGACCUGGCAGCAGUUUUCUUUGUGUGUGAAGAUGAGGCUAAACGGUGUGCUAGUGUGCGUGCUCCUGCUUUGGGCUGAAGGCUCGUUGGGUGACACACCGGCCAACUGCACUUUUGAGGACCUGCAGGGGACAUGGGUGUUCCAGGUGUCCAAAGGCGGACACGACAAGACCGUCAACUGCUCCGCUAAAGCUACAGGUGAGGGCACAGUGACUGUGACCCUGGAGAAACUGUCUGUAGCCACAGAUGAGCUGGGAAACACCGGCUUCUUCACCCUCAUCUACAACCAGGGCUUUGAAGUGGUCAUUAAUGGGUACAAGUGGUUCGCCUUCUUCAAGUACACUGAUGACAGCUUUAAGGUGACCAGCCUCUGUGACCAGACCGCGCCAGGGUGGGUCCACGAUGUCCUGGGACACAACUGGGCCUGUUUUGUGGGGAAGAAGGUGAAAUCGGUAUCGCCCCGAAUAGAUUAUAAACCAGUCUUCAUCAGCAGGCUGCUCCAGAAGCCGUACAAACACAACCUGGACUUCAUUGAUGCCAUCAACUCUAUUCAGACAUCCUGGAAGGCUGUGGCCUACCCAGAGCAUGAGACGUACACUCUGAAAGAGCUGCACAACCGAGCAGGAGGCCCCGCCUCCCGUAUCCCCAUGCGUGUUCGCCCUAUGCCUGUGAAAGCUGAUUUUGCUAAGAUGGCAGCAGCUCUACCCGCGCACUGGGAUUGGAGGAACAUUGACGGCGUCAACUUCAUCAGCCCUGUGAGAAACCAAGCAUCGUGUGGAAGCUGCUACUCCUUUGCCACGAUGGGAAUGUUGGAAGCUCGGGUUCGAAUCCUCACCAACAACAGCAAGACUCCCAUCUUCAGCCCCCAACAAGUGGUCUCCUGUUCUGAAUACUCUCAAGGUUGUGAUGGUGGCUUCCCUUACCUGAUUGGGAAGUAUGUGCAGGAUUUCGGCAUUGUAGAAGAGUCAUGCUAUCCGUAUAUUGCAAAGGACUCUCCGUGUGGCGUUCCUCAAAACUGCGGCCGCAUGUACACCGCAGAAUACAACUAUGUCGGUGGAUUUUAUGGCGGCUGCAGUGAGAUGGCCAUGAUGUUGGAACUGGUAAAAAAUGGACCAAUUGGAGUGGCCUUUGAGGUCUACCCUGACUUUAUGAACUAUAAGGAGGGCAUCUACCACCAUACGAGCCUCGCAGACCCCUUCAAUCCCUUCGAGCUGACCAACCAUGCCGUGCUGUUGGUGGGCUACGGCCGCUGCCACAAGACCGGACAGAAGUACUGGAUUGUCAAGAACAGCUGGAGCACGGGCUGGGGCGAGGACGGCUAUUUCCGAAUCCGCCGGGGCAGCGACGAGUGUGCCAUCGAGAGCAUCGCCGUCGCAGCCAACCCCAUCCCCAAACUGUAGAGGCUGUGAACCAAGGAGGAAAGUAAUGAGUUGCCCGUUUGAUGCCAUGCAUGUAGUAGCAUGGCAGUCUACACAUUGUUUUAAUUUUUAACAAUGUUUUUUUUAUAUUUCAACAAUUGCUAAUUAUCUGCCUAUUUGAAUUCAAGCUGUAACUGCCGGCUCAAGUUUCGGAUCAAAAUGCAUCGGUCCAUAUUGUGAAAUCCUGAUUUUAAAGGGAACUGGUAACAGAAGUCGGUGUCUGUGACUGCGUGCCAGGUGCAGAACCUUAGUUCUUUGUCUCAGGGAAGCGACGGUGGAGAGUUGUAAUAUAUUCUGUCCUUGCAUCAAAUCGAAACCGACACUGCCAUGUUUUUCCUGUGAGGCACUUUGAAUGAGCUCCCUGUGGAGCAUUUUAAAAGGGAAUUCUCCAAUAAAGGGAUGUAACUCAU
Cyclopterus lumpus (lumpfish) is the source of this 2269-nucleotide messenger RNA. It is a transcript of the gene ctsc, whose product is annotated as cathepsin C. Gene Ontology annotation, molecular function: cysteine-type endopeptidase activity. The record is from RefSeq and is a predicted model, not a curated record. Bases 474 to 1841 code for a protein of 455 amino acids. Gene Ontology annotation, cellular component: lysosome. Lineage: Eukaryota; Metazoa; Chordata; Actinopteri; Perciformes; Cyclopteridae. The transcript has 8 exons.